AUGCCGUACGUCACCAAAGGUGUUACCACCACCGAGACCACAAGCAACGACCCAACCGCAUUCUGGAACGUGAAUCUGCCAGUCGACCAAAAAACCGCAGAAUGCCCAGGCUACCUUCAAUAUGCAUUCGGAGACGAGAAAGAACGUGCCGUACUAAGUACACCGGACCACCUUUUCCACCGGUUGACAUGGCCAGAAGUGCAGCAAGUCAUCCGAGAUAACCGCCUUGAUCUUUUCCUGCGGCUCGGCAGCCAACUCCAUCUAUACCGCAAAUACUGCGUCGAGCUAGUCCAGCAAUACGGCAGCGUGAUGAAUUUCGCAAUGCAAGAACGGCUACAGUGGACCGACCUGAACCCCAAAGCUGCACCUUUCGAAAAUCCAUCUGACUACAGGAUCCUGUACAACGACUGGCCUUAUGGCGUGGACCACCGUAUCGUGCACCUGGUUGUCUGGACGAAGUAUGUCUUUCCGUCUGAUCCUAGCACGACGGAUCUCACGCCACAGGCGAGAAGACAGAUCAACGAUUUCGUGGACGAAGUGUUCGUCAGCAAUUGUGGGAGGGAGGAUGUGAUAUGGUUCCGCAACUGGGCGGCGCUGAAGAGUAUUCACGCUGUCGAGCACUUCCAUGUCAUGCUCUAUGAUCCCGAUCCCGAGUUCGUGAGGGGUGUCACGGGUGGGGAUGUGGCCUUGGCGGAGAAGGUCAAGGCUGAUGAUGGCGCCGACGGGUUGCGCAGUCUCGAAUCGCGGAGGCAUUGA
Messenger RNA from Baudoinia panamericana UAMH 10762, 756 nucleotides. RefSeq lists its product as uncharacterized. The transcript has a single exon. Lineage: Eukaryota; Fungi; Ascomycota; Dothideomycetes; Mycosphaerellales; Teratosphaeriaceae. The coding region runs from base 1 to 756 and encodes 251 amino acids. The record is from RefSeq and is a predicted model, not a curated record. Gene Ontology annotation, cellular component: cytoplasm. Gene Ontology annotation, biological process: N-acetylglucosamine metabolic process.